Molecule: messenger RNA, 3282 nt
Organism: Echinococcus granulosus
Lineage: Eukaryota; Metazoa; Platyhelminthes; Cestoda; Cyclophyllidea; Taeniidae
Product: Semaphorin-5A
Exons: 11
Coding region: 1-3282 (1093 amino acids)
Biological process (GO): negative regulation of axon extension involved in axon guidance; axon guidance; semaphorin-plexin signaling pathway
Molecular function (GO): semaphorin receptor binding; chemorepellent activity
Source: RefSeq, a predicted model, not a curated record
AUGGACUACGACUUCGAAACAAAAGCUUCAACGUACAGUCACCGAUUUCCCCGCCAACUUAACAACAGCACAAGGAAGCCUCCGAUUCCCCAUCGAACUACGUCGACUAGGAGCACUUCCCUAUCUACUACCCAAUUGUCCUCUGCUGGGAGUAAUCUAGAUCUUCUUAUUGACCAUCGCUUCUCCAAAUCCUCCCAACGUCGUCGAAGGUACAUUCGACCGACAUACUCCUUUUGGAUCCUAGUCGCCUGUUGGACGCCCCUUCUCCUCCUCCUAAUGUCAUCUCUGGCGCCUGGAGUGCUGGCCGCUAGUGAGGAUGAAACCAUUUCCCUCUCCCGAGCGUUGGAUAGCCCAUCUGACGAGUCGGCAGAACUGCGGACCCUUCCCAAACCACCACCAGCAGCAGCUGGAAAUCUUGAAUCUUCUAACGACUUGGCAGACGUUGAACUCUCCGACGACUUGGAAUUGCCCGCUAACGUCGAAGACAGUUUGCAAAACGAGGACGCCUCCAUCUUCCAUGAGCAGGAAAUGCAUGUCUCGUUGGAAGAGAUGAACUUUCAAACAGAAACUAUGGUUGUAGACGAGUACUCACAAAUUUCUAAGCGAGAAGUGCAUAUCAAAGACCUUGUAGCAUCCGACAUAGCCCGGACUUACAGCGACCGGAUGCACGUGGAAUUCCGCUCCCUGCUCUACGCAUCAAGCGAGAAUUCACUUUAUGCUGUAGCAAAGGAGGCCACGCUUGUCAAAUUGGAUGGUAAGACAUUGACCCCGAUCGACGCCUACUCUGUACCACCUUUGCCGCAGGCUUCUGUCUACUGUCAAGAAUCGCUAGGAUGCAAGCAGCGUAGGGAGAUAAAUGUACUGGCAAAGACACCGGAAAAGCCCUUUGUCUUCUACUGCUCUCUUCACUACGAGGCGUAUCCACACGGAGUCAGUCGACAGGUCCUAACCAGUUGUGUGGUUCCCAAUCCCACAAAUUUAGCAGAAAAUCUGCUCAUCUGGGACAAUGGGUACUACACAUCGAUGGAUCCGCAGCGCCCACCGGUUAUCCUCGUGCCAAAAGAUAAUACUCCUGAACAGUCGGCGGUCGAGACACCUCAUCAACCCUUCUUUUAUGUGGCUGGUGUUACAGUAAAUUUUCUUCACAUUGGAAGACUUCAGAUGCCUGACUGGGCUUCCGGUAGCAUCCACUGGGACGGUGCGCUGUUUAGUCCGAAACGCAACGUCUUCAUCAAUGAGCCUGCCACAAUUGUAAUGAGCUUCGAGACAAACACGGCGGCAUACUUCUUGUUGCGCGAGAAAUCGUCCAGUUCUUCGAGACAUCCUCCUCCUCGAGAGACGAUUUCACGACUAGUUCGUGUGUGUCGAGGUGACAGAGGUGGUCUGCGAGGCAUCGCAGAACACUACUUCGGUACUAUGGCAAAAGCAGAUCUUCUAUGUCAAUCAGAGCUCGCCAUCUUCUCUAGGAACGGGGAGAGGAGUCGCUUUACUUUUGAUUCUGCUCAAUCAGCUUACUGGGAUGCCAAUGCAAAACGACUCUACGCUGUGUUCUCGGCUGGCGAAGCUGGCCCUCAUGGAAGUGCUGCCUGUGUUUACGACCUCAAGAGCAUUGAGAAGACCUUCAGAGGGCCCAUCACGAAUUCCAACUACCGUCAAAGGCAGGCGUCCAGCUCAGCCGAGGCCAGUGUUCGGCCCAAUCCCUUCCCAACCAUUUGUGAAAGAUUCGCAGCUGGCAACUUGACUGCAGAUGAGUUAUCGCUGGGUCAAAUUGGUGCGAACUUCUUGUACCGCUAUGAGCCUGUGAGUCCCCUCUUCGGCCAUGCAAUUGCGAUGUCUCCCACCGUGACAUGGAGCGCCGUAAUUGGUUAUAAGCUUCCACCAAUCGCCAACGCCCAUUACACAACCUCAAUCCUCUGGCUUACUUCAGCCAGUCAUCUCACUCAACUGGCUUUCUAUGAGAGUCAUAACAAGGAGGAUGAUUCUCCCAACCCUGUUCUGUUGAGCACUUGUGAGCUGAGGCGCCUACGAGUGAGUCAGACUAAUGACUUCCUGGAACGGCUUCGAGACGCACCCAAACUGGUCACGGAAACACAGAAGCCUUCCCUCCAACAAAGGAAAUCUUCCAGGUGGGGUCUACCCUUUAAUGAGGACGAUUCAUGGCAAAGUAGUCCUGAUAAUCCUCCAGAAUCGUCCAAAAUUGAGCACAUUAUGAGCAUUAUAAGGGAGGAUGAUUCAAUCUUUCUGGGGACAACACACACAAUCUUUCGUUUCCCCACGGAUACUUGUUUCUCGCAUUCAACAGAGGAAGCAUGUAUGACUUCAGGGGAUCCACACUGCGGUUGGAACAACCAGAUCUUCCGUUGUGUCAGUCUUCUGAGUCUACGUGGGCCCAGAACAUCGGGACUUAAUUUCAAUAUGAAUGCCAAGAUGCGUCCCCGAUGUCCGUCGUCUGAUCUUCUGCGUGUCAAGAACAAGGACUCCAGCUGGUCCCCCUGGCGACCGUGUUUGAUGACUAGUGAUCUCCAUCCAAAGACGGAGAAGACUUCCUCAGUAGUGCAGCGCUCCUGUCUUUGUCGAAUCUGUCUAAGUGAAAAACUGUGCAACUUUGGAGAACAGCAGGUCUCCCAAUGCAAGGUUCCAGGUGUGUGGUCACCUUGGUCAAGUUGGUCACGUUGUCUGGAUAAGCUGCGAUUCCGAACGCGUACCUGCUUUAACCCUCUUCUGGGUACUGAGGUGCCCACCUCCGACUGUCUUGGAGCUGAAAGGGAGGAGCAAUUUUGCCUUAUGCGUCCUCUCAUUCCUGAAGAGGUAGCCUUCGAAGGAACGCGUGCCGAACAUGUAGCCCUGAAGAAGUCCACCAAUCACGGAAUCACAAUUGAUAGAAAUCAUCUUGUGGGAAUGUUAGUCGGUCUAUCUGUGGGAGUUCUCUUCACCCUUCUCUUCAUCUUUCUCUUCGUCCGACUCUGUCGCUCCCGACGGCGUUUGACGUCGAGGUCGAGCCAUUCACAUCGGUUGCAACUCCAAGGAGGGCGACGAAGUAUCAGCAAUAUUCAAUUAGUGAGCCAAUUAAGAGACUCAUUACUCAGCGACCAUCCCACGUAUGCGAAUCCGAGUCCUAUUGAGCGAUCAAUUCACUCCACUUUCUCACCCCGGUACAAUUUCAUCCUCCACCAUUCACCACCUAUGAGCUUUGAAAGGGCUUCCGAAUCCAACUUCUCCUCUACUGAAGAGACCUCCACAACUACUGGGAUCUACGAUCGGCUAUCGGAAACCAACAAAUGA